Messenger RNA from Chrysochloris asiatica (Cape golden mole), 1495 nucleotides. RefSeq names its product AMMECR1-like (gene AMMECR1L). The record is from RefSeq and is a predicted model, not a curated record. The transcript is spliced from 8 exons. Bases 272 to 1204 code for a protein of 310 amino acids. Lineage: Eukaryota; Metazoa; Chordata; Mammalia; Afrosoricida; Chrysochloridae.
CCGGCCCACCUGCGGGCCUGCUUCUCUCGAAAGCCCACAUUCAGGCGCAUGGCUCCAUGAAGCAGGAGGAAGAGAGAGAGCGCGAGAGGUCCCGUCCGCCCCGGCUGCGACUGGGCCAGAAGAAAAGGUACAGGAAGAAGGAAUGGAAUCGAAUGGAAGAAAAUUCGUUCCAGAGACAAAAUAGCUCCCCUCUAUUAUAGCUGUUCCCCUGGCAAUACAACUUUUGGCUUUCAGGUUCUGCAGCAUUCCAGACCUCAAGCACUGAAUCAGGAUGGGAAAAAGACGUUGUGUUCCUCCACUCGAGCCCAAGUUGGCAGCAGGUUGUUGUGGGGUCAAGAAGCCCAAAUUAUCUGGAAGCGGAACACACAGCCACGGGAAUCAGUCCACAACUGUGCCCAGUUCUAGUUCAGGACCUCUUCAAAACCACCAGCAUGUGGACAGCAACAGUGGGCGAGAGAAUGUGUCAGACUUAACUCUGGGGACUGGAAACUCUCCCAUUACACGAAUGAAUCCCACAUCGGGAGCGCUGAGUCCUCUCCCUCGGCCCAAUGGAACUGCCAACACCACCAAGAACCUGGUGGUAACUGCGGAGAUGUGCUGCUACUGCUUUGAUGUGCUCUACUGUCAUCUUUAUGGCUUCCCACAGCCACGGCUUCCUAGAUUCACAAAUGACCCCUAUCCGCUCUUUGUCACAUGGAAGACAGGGCGUGACAAGCGGCUUCGUGGUUGCAUUGGGACCUUCUCAGCCAUGAAUCUUCACUCAGGACUCAGGGAAUACACGUUAACCAGUGCACUUAAGGAUAGCCGAUUUCCCCCACUGACCCGAGAGGAGCUGCCUAAACUUUUCUGCUCUGUCUCCCUCCUUACUAACUUUGAGGAUGCUGGUGAUUAUCUGGACUGGGAGGUAGGGGUCCAUGGCAUUCGAAUUGAAUUCAUCAAUGAAAAGGGUAUCAAACGUACAGCCACAUAUUUACCUGAGGUUGCUAAGGAACAAGACUGGGAUCAGAUUCAGACCAUAGACUCCUUACUCAGGAAAGGUGGCUUUAAGGCUCCAAUUACAAGUGAAUUCAGAAAAACGAUCAAGCUCACCAGGUACCGAAGUGAGAAGGUGACAAUCAGUUAUGCAGAGUAUAUUGCUUCUCGGCAGCACUGUUUCCAGAAUGGCACUCUUCAUGCCCCGCCCCUCUACAAUCAUUACUCCUGACACACGGCUGCAUGACCAGUCCCACCCCCCUGUGGCCACCAAUGGCUAUGACAUCAUUGGAGCAGAUGCCUCCUCUUCCUGGUCCAGUUACUUCUAUUACUGCACCAUUUUAUGAUGCUAGCUUCCGUUGCCAAGUCUGCCUCCAGCUGAUUGAAGGGAUGGCGGGGUUACAUUGAAUGAAACAGAACUUGAGGGGCCCAAGCCUUAUCUCAGCCUUUCCUCAUUAUGGGGUUCAGUUGGAUUGGGGCUCCUCCACAAUUAGUAAGAAUUACCAUGUGGGUUCAGAGGACC